Messenger RNA from Phasianus colchicus (ring-necked pheasant), 2616 nucleotides. It is a transcript of the gene MITF, whose product is annotated as melanocyte inducing transcription factor. Gene Ontology annotation, cellular component: nucleus. Gene Ontology annotation, biological process: regulation of transcription by RNA polymerase II; melanocyte differentiation. The record is from RefSeq and is a predicted model, not a curated record. Gene Ontology annotation, molecular function: protein dimerization activity; DNA-binding transcription factor activity, RNA polymerase II-specific; RNA polymerase II cis-regulatory region sequence-specific DNA binding. NCBI's taxonomy places the organism in Eukaryota, Metazoa, Chordata, Aves, Galliformes, Phasianidae.
AACACUCUUCGGGGCCCUAUCCAAGUUGUUGCCUUCUGAUUCAGAUUCAGCAAAGUAAUUGCUCUCGCUGUGCAGUCACUCCACGGAGUUUGGAGGCUGCAGAGCCAUUUGGGACUCAAUGCUGAUAUUUGUGCUCAACUUUGCUCGCGCGCAGUGUGACGUGAGCAGCCAGCCAGGCUGUUGCAGUCACAGCAUCCCUUUGUGCAGAGCUCUGGGAUGGGAUGCUUGCUUUUCUCUGCUCCUGCAGCAAUCCAUCUGGCGUACUUCUCAGGAUUUCUGCAGCAAACGAUUGAAACCCAGCUGGUUCUUUUUAAGUAAUUUUACUACACCUUUCUCAGCGAUGUUUAUGGGGUUUUUUUGUUUUUUGCUCAUUUAUAAAUGCAUGUAAAACUUGAAGGAAGAAUUGAAAUUGCUGUGCUGGAAAUUCACCCCGUCCUGUUACGGGAAUCCCCGGCAUUCUACACGUAUUACCACAAACCUCACUCCAUGCCGCCUCGACACUUUCCCUGCGCAUCGUUUGCAUUCAGAACGUCCCUCCCUGCCUCUCACCGCACGCCGAGCCCGUCCCGCUAACAAGGGCCGGCCCCCAGCUCGUACUUUUCCACUUUGACCCCGAAACGCGGAUUUUCGGGACGUCACGGAAAGCCCCGCCUCGCAAAGGGGCGGUGACGUCACGCCCAGCUGUGCUCAGAGCCCCGUGACGUCACGCUGCGAGCUCAGAGCGGGGCGGGGGCCGAGGGGCCGCAGGUGGGCACGGCGCGGGGCUCUCGCUGUAGCGUUGCGGCGGGCGGAGGCGGCGGCCCGGCCCAGCCCGGCCCCGGGGCGGACUCAGUACCGGGCGGGGCGGACGCGGCGCUGUAGGCGUGCGGGAGCGGCGCGGCUCGGAACGAGAGCGGCGGUCACCUCGCGGCUCUCCUCUCGCGGCGGCGACGAUGCAGGCGGAGUCGGGGAUCGUGCCGGACUUCGAGGUGGGAGAGGAGUUCCACGAGGAGCCCAAGACGUACUACGAGCUGAAGAGUCAGCCGCUCAAGAGCAGCAAUUCCGAGCAUCCUGGCGCUUCCAAGCCUCCCUUAAGCUCCUCCAGCAUGACCUCACGAAUCCUGCUACGGCAGCAGCUCAUGCGUGAGCAGAUGCAGGAGCAGGAGCGUCGGGAGCAGCAGCAGAAGCAGCAAGCAGCCCAGUUCAUGCAACAGAGAGUUCCUGUCAGCCAGACACCUGCCAUCAACGUCAGCGUGCCCGCCAGCCUGCCCCCUGCCACGCAGGUACCCAUGGAGGUCCUCAAGGUGCAGACUCACCUUGAGAAUCCAACCAAGUACCAUAUUCAGCAAGCCCAGCGGCAGCAGGUAAAGCAGUACCUCUCUACCACUCUAGCAAAUAAACAUGCCAACCAAGCCCUGAGCUUGCCAUGUCCAAACCAGCCUGGUGAUCAUGUCAUGCCGCCUGGAACUGGAAGCAGCGCACCCAACAGUCCAAUGGCUAUGCUCACCCUCAACUCCAACUGUGAAAAAGAGGGAUUUUAUAAAUUUGAAGAGCAAAGCAGGGUCGAGAGUGAGUGCCCGGCUCUGAAUACCCACUCACGAGCAUCAUGCAUGCAGAUGGAUGAUGUGAUCGAUGACAUAAUUAGUCUGGAAUCAAGUUACAAUGAAGAAAUCCUUGGCUUGAUGGAUCCAGCCUUGCAAAUGGCAAAUACGUUACCAGUGUCUGGGAAUUUGAUUGACCUUUAUGGCAACCAAAGCAUGCCUCCUCCAGGACUUAACAUCAGCAACUCCUGUCCGGCUAAUCUUCCUAAUAUAAAAAGGGAGCUCACAGAGUCAGAAGCGAGAGCACUGGCUAAGGAGAGGCAAAAGAAAGACAAUCACAACUUGAUUGAACGAAGAAGAAGAUUUAAUAUUAAUGAUCGUAUAAAAGAAUUGGGCACCUUGAUACCCAAGUCAAAUGACCCGGAUAUGCGAUGGAAUAAGGGAACUAUUCUAAAAGCAUCAGUGGACUACAUCCGUAAGCUGCAAAGAGAACAGCAACGCACAAAGGAACUUGAGAACAGACAGAAGAAAUUGGAACAUGCCAACAGGCACCUGCUGCUCAGAAUACAGGAACUUGAGAUGCAAGCUCGGGCACAUGGACUGUCCCUUGUUCCAUCCACAGGCCUUUGCUCCCCUGAUAUGGUCAACAGGGUCAUCAAACAAGAACCUGUGCUGGACAACUGCAACCAAGACCUCAUGCCGCACCACACAGACCUGUCUUGCACUACCACCCUUGAUCUCACUGAUGGUACCAUCACCUUCAGUGACAACCUCGGAAACGUGACUGAACCAACUGGCACUUACAGUGUUCCUGCUAAAAUGGGAUCCAAACUGGAAGAUAUCUUGAUGGACGAUACCCUCUCCCCCGUAGGAGUAACUGACCCUCUGCUUUCCUCUGUGUCUCCUGGUGCAUCAAAAACGAGUAGCAGGCGGAGCAGUGUGAGCAUGGAGGACACUGAUCAUGCUUGUUAGCAAAUACUUGGCACACCUUUCAUAAACUGCUUUGGUUCUUGAUCAGUAGAUUAAAUAUUUUGCCUUUUGUAGAAUUUUUUUUGAUUUUUUUUUCUUGUGCUUCAUCAGUAGCCCAGUGUGUGCG